Daphnia pulex (common water flea) is the source of this 2557-nucleotide messenger RNA. RefSeq lists its product as uncharacterized. The transcript has a single exon. NCBI's taxonomy places the organism in Eukaryota, Metazoa, Arthropoda, Branchiopoda, Diplostraca, Daphniidae. The coding region runs from base 98 to 2557 and encodes 819 amino acids. The record is from RefSeq and is a predicted model, not a curated record.
UGGAACCAGUUACUGUCUGACAGUAAACAACCCAAACCACCUGCUCUUCAAAGAUUGUUCGAUACCCCACUCGACUUGGAUCUAUGAUGACUACCGAAUGUACAUCAUGGAAACGCAAUCGAAAGGAUGUCUUACAGCAGUCAAGGACCAGGUGUCACUUGAACCUUGUGAAAUGGAGCCCCAUUCAAUCAAGCAGAUGUGGAGAUUUGAUCAACGUAAUACGGACUACAACCUACGUCAAGCAUAUCCAAACAUCACAAUAGAAGAAUGGGAAUUCGUCCACGAAGAAUUCAGAAGCAGCCCUGCGGAAAACCUAUUAAAUAUAGACCAUAUAUUUAAUUGGGGACAACUUAUGAACAAAAACAAAAAUGGAAAAACGCCGAUGUGUAUGAACAAUAUACACGGAAAAUUAAACAUCUCUAUGGAGCCAUGUCAAUCACCAGGAGACCCGAUGCAGUUUCCAGAUCAACUGUUUGAAUACGACAUCGACUAUACCAUCAGGAAGUUCGACACCAAUCAUUGUUUAAGAAUAAACGAAAAGAACGCAGUUCUCGAGCAAUGCAACCCAGAUAGUAUGAGAUGGGGAGCAAACGAGAUAACUGGACAAUUAAUGGAUGUGAACUCAAUCAAAUGCAUUGAAUUUCACCAAGGAAAGUUAAGAUUAGGAUUAUGCAACGAUGACCAGAAACCCAGACAUCAGAAAUGGAAAUUCGAAGCAUACAACCCUAAUCUAAUAAAUUCCGAAGAGCAUCCCAGCUUAAUACCUUCCAGGAUUCUCGAGUGGCAUAAAAACUUUUCCAUUCAUGAUAUGCCAUUCCCGACGAUGCCGCCAAUCUUCCAGAAUCGAAAUAACAUGAGCCUCAUUGAAGAUGAAACGUUACCAGAAACAACGCCAGUUCCAGAUACAACAACGGAGACCAACAAAGAAGAAACAACGCCAGUUCCAGAUACAAAAACAGAGACCAACAAAGAAGAGUACCCUGAAAUAUUGGAGAUAAAAGCCGUAGAAACACCGAUCAUAAAUGAAACUAAAGUUGCAGCAGCGUCACAAAUCAUACAACAAAAUCUAGGGAAUAAUCAACAGAAAAAUCUAACAACAGUCUUCGCAGGCGAAAUAGCGAGGCCAGAUGCAGGAAUCAAUAAUAAUUCAAGCAACCCGACAACAAUGAACCCAACAAGACCUACAGAUCCUCCAGUACCUGCACCGACAAAGCCUGCACCAAAAGUGACAUCAACAACAACAACUACAACAACAACCACAACAACAACGACAUCGACGACAACUUCAACUUCAAAACCCAUACCCUUAACCGAACCAACAAGACCACCUGUACCACGCCCACGUAAUUUUACACAAACCAACACUCCACCCCAAACAAAAACAAGUCCCAACCAAAAAGUUACGAAACAACCCUUACCCUUACCUCAUCCCACCAGAACCAUCAUACCUCACCAAAACGAUUCCAAAACUAUACCUAUACCAACAAAAGCCACAUUACCUUACCUGAACGACUCAACCGACAAAAGCAAAAACACCACACAAAAUAAACCAACAACAGCAAACAAAGAAGAAAUCAGCGAGAUCAUCAAACCCAUCAUCCAAUCCUUCCACGAGCAAUAUAAGCAGAGCAUCGAGAUUCAACACGAAAAUGAGCUGGCAAGAGAGAUACGACAAAUAUACUGCCAGGUGUCUGUGCUGAGAAGAUUGCAAGCCAUGACACUGUCUCAAACAAAUGGAAUUCUAGCCGCAGCAGCAUUGGAAUUACCAACUUGUUCACGACUUCAAGGACUCGGACAAUCUCUACUUCUACAGGAAUGCGAGAAGAAACAAGUUACAGUCGGAGCAAUAGAAACGAAAUGUGGAUUCCAGCCAUACACGGUUUACAAAAAUAACAACUAUACAAUUGGAACAGAUGGAUGGUCAAUCCACCCGUUUUCCAAUUGUUUUUGGAAAACAAACCUUGUCAAUCUAAACGGAAAAACAUUUCACUGGGAACACAAUACAACCCACGCCGAUUGGACGGAGCAAACGCCGAAUAUACACACACCAAAUUUAAAUCUUGUAUCGCAGUUUGAAGAGCUCUCCCUUAACGAUUUUAACUACGCUUUAAAAGGACACCCAGCUCAUUCAGUAACAGACUUAGAACGACUCAAUGUUUUAAACGAAUUGAUAGGUAGGAUAGAGGAAACGCACGACAAUUCGUUAGCUGGAAUGAUAAUGUCAGAGAAACAGGAUACGAAAAUUGGAGACAUGUAUUCUUGGACAGAUUACCUAAAAAUUAUCGUUUUUACUACGAUAGGAUUUAUAAUGUUUAUCCUAGUCGCGUAUAUUUUUGCACGAGUCAACCCUAUACCAGCUAUGAUAGAUUCGUUUCAACAACGCCGAAAUCGCCGUGCAGCAGUAGAAAUACCAAUAGAGCAGAGUCAUCACAUGGCAUAUGCCACAAACCAUCCAGUUAUAAUGCCAGGAAAUAUGUAUCCAUAUGUUAUGCCACCAAGUGCGCCUGUCGAAUCAAUAAGCCGAGCAAAUAGUUUCCUUAAUCAAAUUCAUCUGUAA